Molecule: messenger RNA, 2198 nt
Organism: Apodemus sylvaticus (European woodmouse)
Lineage: Eukaryota; Metazoa; Chordata; Mammalia; Rodentia; Muridae
Gene: Apba3
Product: amyloid beta precursor protein binding family A member 3
Exons: 11
Coding region: 347-2062 (571 amino acids)
Biological process (GO): chemical synaptic transmission
Cellular component (GO): dendritic spine; plasma membrane; cytoplasm
Molecular function (GO): protein binding; amyloid-beta binding
Source: RefSeq, a predicted model, not a curated record
UGCAUGCGCAGUAGUCCUGGAUGGUGCACUGACCGAUGAUCUGGUUCCAAAGCUAGGAUCAGGGAGAGCUGCUGACUCUUCUGGAAGGACUGGCGGACCGAGUGAUCCAGCCCGGACGGGAGGCACAGUGCGGUACUGCGGGCCGCGCGGGACCGGACGGGACCGGACGGGCUCCCAAGGGCGACCCGAGGGCGGUGUCUGAGUUCUGGGCUCGGAGCCUGAGUUUCAAGGCCCCAUGGGGAUGGAACCUGUCACCUGUAGGACCAUGGCUUGCCUACGAGAUCCGCACUCAGAGCCCUCGUCUUCCAGCUUGGUGACAAUGCCGGCCUGAACCUGGGUCUCAGACAUGGAGUUCCUGCCAGGAUCCCAGCAUCCCCCAGGGCCCUCAACCAUGGACUUGGAGGAGCCCAAAGACCCCGAGGUGCCCUCUGAGGACCACCCCUCUAACACCCAGUGGGCCUUAAGGCCUGGAGGCCCAGUCACCCUGAGCAAGAUGGAGCUGGACACAUCCAGUGUGCGGGAGCUGGCUCAGCAGCUGGAAGCUCUACCCAGCGACCUGGGUGGCCCUUUCACAGACGGAGCCCCCUGUCUUCUGCACAUUGCCACCGGGCAAGGCCUAGCCACCCAGGAGAACCCGGACGCUGGUGGGCUUCUGUCAGCGGAGGCAGGCGGGGACGACCUUCUGGGUCUGCUGAGGUGUGAGGCCUCUUCGCCUGCCCAAUCUGUACCCCCAGAUCCUGCACAGACUGCACCCCGCCUUCUGCAGCCGCCAGAGGACCCCGAUGGGGACUCGGGGUGGAUGGAAGGGGCAUCAGCAGAGCCAGCAGACAGCAGGAGUUCCAGCAGCUCCCCGGAGCCCUGGCUGGAGACAUCACCCCUGGUGACACAACCGGAACUACCUGUGGGUACCCAGAGCCGUGAGACCCUAGCCUUGUGCCCUGCCGUCUCUGAAGUUCCAGGUCCCUGUGGACAGGAGGAGCUCAUGGACGGUGUCAUCUUCGGGGCGAAAUAUCUGGGCUCCACCCAGCUGCUAUCAGAGCGCAACCCACCACCCAGCACACGCAUGGGGCAGGCGCAGGAGGCCAUGGACCGUGUCAAGGCCCCUGAAGGUGAGACCCAGCCCAUGGUGGAGGUGGACAUCUUUAUUUCCACCAAGCGUGUCAAAGUGCUAGCUGCUGACUCCCAGGACGCCCUGAUGGACCAUGCCCUGCAGACCAUCUCCUACAUCGCAGACAUUGGGCCUGUGCUGGUCUUGAUGGCCCGGAGGCGGCUGGCCAGGAGGACAACUCCCCAAGACCGCCAGCGGCGACUCUACAAGAUGCUGUGCCACGUCUUCCAUUCAGAGGAUGCCCAGCUCAUUGCGCAAGCCAUCGGCCAGGCCUUCAGCAUCGCAUACAGCCUGUUCCUACAGGAAAACAGGAUCGACCCCAGCCAGGUGGGCACGCAGUCCUCAGCCGCUGCCAACCACCCGCACAAUGGAGACCUGGACCACUUCUGCAACAGCCAGAACUGCAGGGAGGUUUGCAUCCAGAAGCGGCCAGGUGAAGGCUUGGGUGUCGCGCUGGUUGAGUCAGGCUGGGGCUCGCUGCUGCCCACCGCGGUCAUUGCCAACCUGCUCCAUGGGGGCCCUGCCGAGCGCUGCGGGGCCCUGAGCAUUGGGGACCGCGUCACUGCCAUCAACGGAACCAGCCUGGUGGGGCUGUCGCUGGACGCCUGCCAGGCCGCUGUGCGCGAGGUGCGGCGACACUCAUCCGUGACUCUGAGUAUCAUCCACUGCCCACCGGUCACCACGGCCGUCAUCCGCCGGCCCCACGUGCGCGAGCAGCUGGGCUUCUGUGUGGAGGAUGGCAUCAUUUGCAGCCUGCUGCGCGGGGGCCCAGCUGAGCGUGGUGGAGUCCGCGUUGGACACCGCAUCAUUGAGGUCAACGGGCAGAGCGUGGUGGCCAUGCCCCACGCACGCAUCAUCCAGCUGCUCACAGAGACAAGAGAAACCCACAUCAAGACCAUGCCGGCUGCCACCUACCGACUGCUCACGGGACAGGAACAGCCAGUAUACCUGUGACUACCCCGCCCACGUGUGCCUUCGUCCCUGCCACUGUCACCUCUCGGCUGGCGGGGACCAAAGAGUCCUCAGUCUUGUAUUAUUUUCUAAUGUAAGUUUCUUUUUUUAAAGAUUUAUUAAAUGAUCAGAAGCUUGA